CCACGGACAUAUUUUUCGUUGCAUCCACACGCUUUUGCAGUGGUCGGCUAAUGAAAUGUAGCAUGUUUGGCCCAAGAUAUCACAAGUACACCUCAGGCAGUAGAUUAUAGUAUUUAUUUGACUGGCUGUUACAAGUAAAAUAUACAGAAGGAUGUUUACCAAAGCGUUUCGUGUGAAAUCCAAUACUGUUAUCAAAGGAUCCGACAGGAGGAAGCUGAAAGCAGACGUCUCCGCAGCCUUUCCCUCGCUGUCUGCCGAUGACCUCAAGGAGCUUGUCCCGAACAAAGAAGAACUGAACGUUGUAAAAAUCUACGCACACAAAGGAGAUGCUGUCACUCUGUAUGUGCUCCACCGGAACCCCCUGUUCUUCCAGCUGGAGAAACAUUUGUAUCCUACAGUGUACACACUUUGGCAAUAUCCUGAUCUGUUGCCAGCCUUCACAACAUGGCCUCCAGUGCUACAGAAAUUAACUGGAGGGGCAGAUCUGAUGCUGCCAGGAGUCGUGAUUUCCUCUACAGGUCUACCAGAUGUAAACAAAGGGAACAGCUGUGCUGUUAACGUCGUGUCAAACAGAGCUCCUGUAGCGGUGGGUACAGCCGCCAUGUCAAGCAGAGAGAUGAGGACCAGUGGGAUGAAGGGGAAAGGAGUAAACGUGUUACACACGUACAUGGACCAGCUGUGGGCUUUUGGAGAUAAGUCUGCUCCUCCAGUCAUCUCGGUCACCGAUCCUUCGGUUCAGGCAGAGGCCGACCUGGAUGCCAGGGAAAGUGGAGAAGAGGAAACGGAAGAAAUGGCUCGGGAAAGUGAAGGACAGAACGACGUGUCUGGGAUGACUGCAGUGGAAUCGUCCUGUCAGAAUUUCCAGGAUCUCAGCAUCCAAGAUGGUAGGAAAGAGGAGAAGACAGAGGAGGUACAUGGAGAGCAGGAAGACACGCGAUCACUGCAAGAGCAAAUGGAUUCUCUGUUGUUCCAGUGUUUCCUCCACGCCCUGAAGAGUAAAGUGAAGAAGUCGGAGCUCCCCCUGCUGACCGGCACUUUUCUGCGCAAGCACAUGGCCGCAUGCUGUCCUAAAGGAAAAAAUCUGGACAUAAAAAAAUCCAGCUAUAAGAAGCUCUCGAAGUUCCUGCAGUCUAUGCAAAAGGAGCACAGUCUGGUUCGGGUUAAGGAGCUCAGUAAAGGAGUGGACAGCAUUGUAGAGGUCGACUGGAGGAACCCUGAAUUGUGUUCCUUCUGCAUCCCUGAGGACUGGGAGCCCCCAGAGGACUGUGCUGAGGAUAGAGUGAGCUGUGAGGUGGUCUACAAACCCCCUGAAAUCACCCUGCUUUACGCGGUCACCGCACGCCUAGAGCCCCUGUUCCAGGACGCAAAGAAAAAAAAGGGUACAGUGCUACAGGCCAGCGAAGUCCGGAGCAUCAUCACCGAUUAUGUGAAAAGAAACGAGCUGGUCCACGAAAUCAACAAAAGUUAUGUGAACAUUAGUCCCGUGCUGUGCGACUGCUUACUGGAAAAAUCGGAGUAUCAGGAGGUCGGGACGUUAAAAUGGGACGAUCUCUUCAGCCGGACUCUGAGCAGGAUGCAGUCCUGCCAUCAGCUGCAGUUUCCAGGCCAGGUUCCUGUGGUCAGGAAAGGGCAGGUGGACCCCAUCGAUAUCAGUGUAGCCUCCAGAGGCUCUAACAAGAAGGUGACAACAAUAAAGAACUUGGAGGGGUUUGGGAUAGAGCCAGCUGUGGUAGCAGACACACUGCAACAUGUAGUCCAGGCCAGUUCCGUCCUCCACGAUGUCCCUGGAGCCAAAGACCGGCAGCUUGUACAGAUUCAGGGCAACCAGGUGCAUCACAUCGGCAAACUGUUACUAGAGCAAUAUCAGAUCCCUCGCAAAUACAUCCAGGGUUUGGAUAAAGCUCCGAAAGCAGGCAAGAAGAAAUAGAAUGUGCCUUACACUACCGACUGUACAAUGCUGAAACAUAGACAUGAACUGCUGGCCUUAUUCAUUACUUGUGUACUACUCCUAGACUUCUCCACCGGCACAAUGGAAUCAAAUACUAGAAGAAAACAAUUCAGCUUUCAAGAUUAUUUUGAUAAAUGUGGUACAUAAAAAUGUAAAGUACAUAAAGUCAGAAGAUGAUACACAUUCUUUUUAUGUAAUGUAACCAUAAUGCUAUAAAACCAUACCAUUUCAGAA
This is a messenger RNA of Silurus meridionalis, 2182 nucleotides long. It is a transcript of the gene eif2d, whose product is annotated as eukaryotic translation initiation factor 2D. NCBI's taxonomy places the organism in Eukaryota, Metazoa, Chordata, Actinopteri, Siluriformes, Siluridae. Gene Ontology annotation, biological process: formation of translation preinitiation complex; translational initiation. Gene Ontology annotation, molecular function: RNA binding; translation initiation factor activity. The transcript is spliced from 15 exons. Bases 152 to 1927 code for a protein of 591 amino acids. The record is from RefSeq and is a predicted model, not a curated record.